UUUUUUUUAUAAUAAAUUUUGUAAAAGGUUGUAUGAUUGUUUUUGAGUUCUCUCUCUUUUCCAAGGAGUGCUUUCCGGCCCUAAUUUUCAAAGUGAAAGAAAGGCACAUCCGUCCAUCUAGAGAACAAACCUCCUUUUGUUUAGAGGACGGAGUGGCAGCCUCGAUACAAGCGGAAGUGAGAUGUAAUAUAGCGGUCGAAGAGCUAUGGUUUAACUGCUUCGCUUAUUACACCGUAUUGCCUGAAGGGGGCAUGCUGCAAGAGAGUAGGCCAUACCGGGCAACAUCUACGCGCACAAGCAUCAGGAAGUAUGGGAAAAAAGUUGUGUCAUCUUGCAAAAUUAUUUAAUUGGAAUGAUGAAGGUUUGAAAAUGA
Messenger RNA from Olea europaea var. sylvestris, 373 nucleotides. RefSeq lists its product as uncharacterized. The transcript has 2 exons. Lineage: Eukaryota; Viridiplantae; Streptophyta; Magnoliopsida; Lamiales; Oleaceae. The record is from RefSeq and is a predicted model, not a curated record. The coding region runs from base 33 to 347 and encodes 104 amino acids.